Messenger RNA from Prionailurus viverrinus (fishing cat), 2925 nucleotides. RefSeq names its product transient receptor potential cation channel subfamily C member 5 (gene TRPC5). Bases 1 to 2925 code for a protein of 974 amino acids. The record is from RefSeq and is a predicted model, not a curated record. Gene Ontology annotation, biological process: regulation of cytosolic calcium ion concentration; manganese ion transport; calcium ion transmembrane transport. Gene Ontology annotation, cellular component: membrane; cation channel complex. Gene Ontology annotation, molecular function: store-operated calcium channel activity; protein binding; inositol 1,4,5 trisphosphate binding. The transcript is spliced from 10 exons. Lineage: Eukaryota; Metazoa; Chordata; Mammalia; Carnivora; Felidae.
AUGGCCCAACUGUACUACAAAAAAGUCAACUACUCACCUUACAGAGACCGUAUCCCCCUGCAAAUCGUGAGGGCUGAGACAGAGCUCUCUGCAGAAGAGAAGGCGUUCCUCAAUGCUGUGGAGAAGGGGGACUAUGCCACCGUGAAGCAGGCCCUACAGGAGGCUGAGAUCUACUACAAUGUCAACAUCAACUGCAUGGAUCCUCUGGGCCGGAGCGCCCUGCUCAUUGCCAUUGAGAAUGAGAAUUUGGAGAUCAUGGAGCUACUGCUGAACCACAGCGUGUAUGUAGGCGAUGCAUUGCUCUACGCCAUCCGCAAGGAGGUGGUGGGCGCUGUGGAGCUUCUGCUCAGCUACAGGCGGCCCAGUGGAGAGAAGCAGGUUCCCACUCUGAUGAUGGAUACCCAGUUCUCUGAGUUCACACCGGACAUCACUCCCAUCAUGCUGGCCGCCCACACCAACAACUAUGAAAUCAUCAAAUUGCUUGUUCAAAAACGGGUCACUAUCCCACGGCCCCACCAGAUCCGCUGCAACUGUGUCGAGUGUGUGUCCAGUUCAGAGGUAGACAGUCUGCGCCACUCCCGCUCCCGUCUGAACAUCUAUAAAGCGUUAGCAAGCCCCUCACUCAUUGCCUUAUCAAGCGAGGACCCCAUCCUUACUGCCUUCCGUCUGGGCUGGGAGCUCAAAGAGCUCAGCAAGGUGGAGAAUGAGUUCAAGGCCGAGUAUGAGGAACUCUCCCAGCAGUGCAAGCUCUUUGCCAAAGACCUGCUGGACCAAGCUCGGAGCUCCCGGGAACUGGAGAUCAUCCUCAACCAUCGAGAUGACCACAGUGAAGAGCUUGACCCUCAGAAGUACCAUGACCUGGCCAAGCUGAAGGUGGCAAUCAAAUACCACCAGAAAGAGUUUGUUGCUCAGCCUAAUUGCCAACAGUUACUUGCCACCCUGUGGUAUGAUGGCUUCCCUGGAUGGCGACGGAAACACUGGGUAGUCAAGCUUCUUACCUGCAUGACCAUUGGAUUCCUCUUUCCCAUGCUGUCUAUAGCUUAUCUGAUCUCACCCAGGAGCAACCUUGGGCUGUUCAUCAAGAAACCCUUUAUCAAGUUUAUCUGCCACACAGCAUCAUAUCUGACCUUCCUCUUCAUGCUUCUCCUGGCUUCUCAGCACAUUGUCAGGACAGACCUUCAUGUACAGGGGCCUCCCCCAACAGUCGUGGAAUGGAUGAUAUUGCCUUGGGUUCUCGGUUUCAUUUGGGGGGAGAUUAAGGAAAUGUGGGAUGGUGGAUUUACUGAAUACAUCCAUGACUGGUGGAACCUGAUGGAUUUUGCAAUGAACUCACUCUACCUGGCAACCAUUUCCUUGAAGAUUGUGGCCUACGUAAAGUAUAAUGGUUCUCGUCCAAGGGAAGAAUGGGAAAUGUGGCACCCGACUCUGAUUGCGGAAGCACUGUUUGCAAUAUCCAACAUUUUAAGUUCGUUGCGUCUCAUAUCCCUGUUCACAGCCAACUCCCACUUGGGGCCUCUGCAGAUCUCUUUGGGGCGCAUGCUGCUUGAUAUCCUCAAAUUCCUCUUUAUCUACUGCCUGGUACUGCUGGCUUUUGCCAACGGACUGAACCAGCUUUACUUUUACUAUGAGACCAGAGCGAUCGAUGAACCAAACAACUGCAAGGGAAUCCGAUGUGAGAAACAGAAUAAUGCCUUCUCCACGCUGUUUGAAACCCUUCAGUCGCUCUUCUGGUCUGUAUUUGGCCUUCUAAAUCUCUAUGUUACCAACGUGAAAGCCAGACAUGAGUUCACAGAGUUUGUGGGAGCUACCAUGUUUGGGACAUACAACGUCAUCUCCCUGGUGGUGCUGCUGAACAUGCUGAUUGCCAUGAUGAACAACUCUUACCAGCUUAUUGCCGAUCAUGCCGAUAUUGAGUGGAAAUUUGCAAGGACAAAGCUCUGGAUGAGUUACUUUGAUGAAGGCGGCACCUUGCCACCUCCUUUCAAUAUCAUCCCCAGUCCCAAGUCAUUUCUCUACCUUGGUAACUGGUUCAACAACACCUUCUGCCCCAAAAGAGACCCUGAUGGGAGACGGAGGAGGCACAACUUGAGAAGCUUCACAGAACGCCAUGCUGACAGCCUGAUACAGAAUCAACAUUACCAGGAAGUUAUCAGGAAUUUAGUCAAAAGAUACGUGGCCGCUAUGAUAAGAAAUUCCAAAACGAACGAGGGACUGACAGAAGAAAAUUUUAAGGAAUUAAAGCAGGACAUCUCCAGCUUUCGAUAUGAAGUACUCGACCUCUUAGGAAAUAGGAAACACUCAAGGAGAAGCUUUUCCGCGAGCAGCACCGAACUGUCCCAGAGGGAUGAUACCAAUGAUGGCAGUGGUGGGGCUCGGGCCAAAUCCAAGAGUGUCUCUUUCAAUUUAGGCUGCAAGAAAAAGGCCUGCCACGGGCCACCUCUCAUCAGAACCAUGCCAAGAGCCGGCGGUGCCCAAGGGAAGUCAAAAGCCGAGUCAUCAAGCAAACGCUCCUUCAUGGGUCCUUCUCUCAAGAAACUCGGUCUCCUAUUCUCCAAGUUUAACAGUCAUAUGUCUGAACCCAGUUCAGAGCCAAUGUGCACCAUUUCGGAUGGCAUCGCUCAGCAGCACUAUAUGUGGCAGGACAUCAGGUAUUCUCAGAUGGAGACCGGGAAAGCAGAGGCCUGCUCUCAAAGUGAAAUUAACCUCAGUGAGGUAGAAUUAGGGGAAGCCCGGGGCGCUGCUCAGAGCCGUGAAUGCCCUCUAGCCUGUUCCAGCUCUCUCCACUGUGCAUCCAGCAUCUGUUCCUCGAAUUCUAAACUUUUAGACUCCUCAGAGGACGUCUUUGAAACUUGGGGAGAGGCUUGCGACCUGCUCAUGCACAAAUGGGGUGACGGACAGGAAGAACAAGUUACAACUCGGCUCUAA